AUGUCUUCAGGUAUUGCUUUAGCUCCAAACUGCGUUUCAACCUUCAACGAUUUAAAGUUAGGUCGUAAAUAUGGUGGUAUCAUCUACAGAAUCUCUGACGAUUCAAAAGAAAUCAUUGUUGACUCCACCUUACCAGCUGGUUGUUCAUUCGAUGAAUUCACCAAAUGUCUCCCAGAAAACGAAUGUAGAUACGUUGUCCUCGACUAUCAAUACAAAGAAGAAGGUGCCCAAAAGAGCAAAAUCUGUUUUGUUGCCUGGUGCCCAGAUACCGCCAACAUUAAAAAGAAAAUGAUGGCCACCUCAUCAAAAGACUCUUUACGUAAAGCCUGUGUUGGUAUCCAAGUUGAAAUCCAAGGUACCGAUGCCUCUGAAGUCAAAGAUUCAUGUUUCUAUGAAAAAUGUACCAAAAUCUAA
Dictyostelium discoideum AX4 is the source of this 414-nucleotide messenger RNA. RefSeq lists its product as hypothetical. The record is from RefSeq and is a predicted model, not a curated record. The coding region runs from base 1 to 414 and encodes 137 amino acids. The transcript is spliced from 2 exons. Gene Ontology annotation, molecular function: actin binding. Lineage: Eukaryota; Evosea; Eumycetozoa; Dictyosteliales; Dictyosteliaceae. Gene Ontology annotation, biological process: actin filament depolymerization. Gene Ontology annotation, cellular component: nuclear matrix; cytoskeleton; actin cytoskeleton.